AUAUUUGUGAUUUAAUAAGCUAGUUAAAGCUCUAUUCUCUUACGCAAGUUGUUCAUUAUCUCAUAAUGUCGACAUUUAAUUCAAUUAUCUUAUAUUUGUCACUCUCUCACUGUCUCACUUCAGUUACUAUCUUCGUUUUGCCUUUUUAUGUCGUCAUUUUCAUCCUUUACUUUUCUUAACAUCUUAACAUAAAUACACAUCGAAGAAAACUUCCAUUUCUUGUCCACUCUAGCAAUCUCUAUCUCUUAUAUCUUUUUCUUCUCUGACUCUCUCUCUAUCUUUCUAAACAUGAAGAUAAUGACACUCUUUGGUUGUAUUCUUCUUCUUGUUCUUCCUCUUCUAGUUUCUGGGGAUUCAACUUGCAAUGGAACUAGUUUAGACAAUACUCGUGAUAAAGCCAAAGCUUUACAAUUCAAAUUAGUAGCAAUAACUUCAAUUCUCAUAGCAAGCGCUUUAGGCGUUUGUAUCCCAAUCUUGGGCAAGAAAAUACCAACUCUACGUCCUGAAAAUGAUAUCUUUUUCAUGAUCAAAGCUUUCGCAGCCGGAGUGAUUCUAGCAACUGGUUUCAUCCACAUUCUGCCUGAUGCAUUCGAUAGCCUGACCAGUCCUUGCCUCGAGAAAAAUCCGUGGGGUAAUUUCCCCUUUGCAGGCUUCGUGGCCAUGGUUUCAGCAAUGGGGACGAUGAUGGUGGACACUUUCGCAACAAAUUAUUACGAAAGAGCUCAUUUUAACAAGGCGCUUCCAGUGAAGGAGGACGCUCAUGUUCAUGAAGUGGCCCAUGAGGGCCAUGUUCACGUUCACACCCAUGCUACUCAUGGCCAUGCCCAUGGUUCCGCCUUUGUCUCCGACGACUUAUCCACCGCUGAUCUUGUUCGACACCGGGUAAUAUCUCAGGUUUUGGAGCUUGGGAUUGUGGUUCAUUCAAUAAUUAUAGGUAUAUCAUUAGGUGCCUCAUAUAGUCCCAAUACAAUUAAACCUCUUGUGGCAGCUCUAACUUUCCAUCAAUUUUUCGAAGGCAUGGGUCUUGGUGGCUGUAUUUCUCAGGCCAAAUUCAAAUCAAAGGCCAUUGCAACGAUGGUACUCUUCUUCUCACUAACCACACCAACUGGAAUCGGAAUCGGAAUGGGCAUAUCAAGUGUGUAUAAUGAAAAUGGGCCAACUGCUCUAAUGGUUGAAGGCAUUUUCAACUCUGCUUCAGCUGGGAUCUUAAUUUAUAUGGCACUCGUUGACCUUUUAGCUGCUGAUUUUACAAGCCCACGAAUGAAAUGCAAUAUUAGGCUACAGCUUGGGGCCCAUCUUUCACUACUUCUGGGCUCAGGUUGCAUGUCUUUAUUGGCCAAAUGGGCCUAAAUUAGUACUCAUUAAUGCUGCUGACUUUAUUAUCUCUUUACCUUCUUCCUUGGGUCUCCAUGUUGAUGUUUUCUUUGUCUAUUUCUUUUGGUUCAAUCCCUAUUGACUUCUCUUACUUCUCUUUUUUAUUCCUUUCUUUUAAUUACAAGUGUAAUUUGUCUUUUUGAUAAUAACAUCAACCAUUAACUUGAGGGAACAGUGGUUUU
Cannabis sativa is the source of this 1556-nucleotide messenger RNA. RefSeq names its product zinc transporter 8. Gene Ontology annotation, molecular function: zinc ion transmembrane transporter activity. Gene Ontology annotation, biological process: zinc ion transmembrane transport. NCBI's taxonomy places the organism in Eukaryota, Viridiplantae, Streptophyta, Magnoliopsida, Rosales, Cannabaceae. Gene Ontology annotation, cellular component: plasma membrane. The record is from RefSeq and is a predicted model, not a curated record. The transcript has 3 exons. The coding region runs from base 289 to 1350 and encodes 353 amino acids.